Molecule: messenger RNA, 453 nt
Organism: Xenopus laevis (African clawed frog)
Lineage: Eukaryota; Metazoa; Chordata; Amphibia; Anura; Pipidae
Product: protein FAM135A-like
Exons: 3
Coding region: 27-353 (108 amino acids)
Source: RefSeq, a predicted model, not a curated record
CUUACCUCUCCUUCGGUGGACCACAUAUGGGCCUUCUGUACCCCAACUCGUUUCUCUUUAAAACUGGCCUGUGGUUAGAGAAGCGGUUGCAUAUAGGUGUCUCCGUAUCUCAGAUGGCAUUAUCAGAUCACAAAGACCCAAGACAAAGUUUCCUCUACAAACUCAGUCAGAAAAAAGGCUUGGAGCACUUCAAGAAUGUGAUUCUCGUGAGCGCGUUACAAGAUUACCUUGUUCCCUAUCACUCCGCUCGUAUUGAAAUGUGCAAAGAUGCUGUGAAGGGAGAUGAGUUAGGUAAGGUCUCACUUUUAAACAUACGUCUACUGAACAGAGUACAUGUACCACUGAAGCAGUAGCCAGUUCUCCUCCAGCCAAGACUACAGCUCCCACAAUGCCUUGCACACUGAUGGGAUUCUUUACAGGUUUGUUUAUCACAGAUCAUGCAACAGAUUAAGG